Molecule: messenger RNA, 3020 nt
Organism: Homalodisca vitripennis (glassy-winged sharpshooter)
Lineage: Eukaryota; Metazoa; Arthropoda; Insecta; Hemiptera; Cicadellidae
Product: orexin receptor type 2-like
Exons: 10
Coding region: 294-1565 (423 amino acids)
Biological process (GO): G protein-coupled receptor signaling pathway; feeding behavior
Cellular component (GO): membrane
Molecular function (GO): orexin receptor activity
Source: RefSeq, a predicted model, not a curated record
CGCGUGUCGUCUGCUACGAUCGCACGCGUGUCGUCGCUCUCUCGUGUAACACGCGUGAGUCCCGCUCGCCUGAGUGUAAGACAAUACCAGCCCAUUGCAUAAGCACUUAGUAAGGCUUGCACUUGUCCAGUGAAGAGGACUUCAGCUGUUCUGCAACAGUUCAAGAGCGAGCUAACACGGAAGAGCGGAAUUGAAUGAUCCUUAAAUAAAAAGAAAUGACUCUUCUUCUGACAAGUUACGAACCAAGACAUCGGUAAGUGUAGAGAUCUCUACUCAACAAAGACAACACCGAAAUGGAUUCAGAGCUCUACAGUGAGUCGGUGCCCCUGAUCGACCUGGUGAAGGGGAACCACUCCGACUUCGACAACAACACCCUGAACUGUACUAACGACUACUGUGUCGACGACAACGACUACCUCGACAUGAUGGAGCAACACAUGCUCCCUAACCUGUACGAGUGUGUGCUGAUCGGGAUGCACGUGCUGGUGUUCGCGGUGGGGCUGGUGGGCAAUGCCCUCGUCUGCGUAGCCGUAUACAGCAACCCCACCAUGCGCACAGUCACCAACUACUUCAUAGUUAACCUGGCGGUGGCAGACUUCAUGGUGAUCUUAUUCUGUCUCCCACCCACCGUCAUCUGGGACGUCACCGAAACCUGGUUCUUGGGGAUGGCUCUCUGCAAGAUCGUUCUCUACUUCCAGACGGUUUCCGUUGCUGUGUCCGUGCUCACACUCACGUUUAUAUCUGUGGAUCGUUGGUACGCCAUCUGCUUCCCCCUCAAGUUCAAGUCUACAACCAGCAGGGCCAAGACGGCCAUCAUCAUUAUAUGGCUACUAGCUCUGAUGCUUGAUAUACCCGAGCUGAUUGCGCUACGGACAGUCCCGAAGGACCUGAGAGUCAAAGUGAUUUACUUCACCCAAUGUGUGCCGUCGUGGACUUACCGGGCCGAGAUGACCUUCAACACCCUUAAGAUCGUCCUGCUCUACACCUUCCCGCUGCUGUUCAUGUCGGUGGCCUACUGCCAGAUCGUCAGGGUCCUCUGGAAGUCUGAGAACAUUCCCGGACACUCCGAGACCGUCAAUAUCCACACUCAGACGAACAACGCCUGCACAAACUCACUCAAUAAGCGGAGACUGACCCUAGCCAACACCACCACCCAGAGCCAGCUGAGGUCUCGCAGGAAAGCUGCCAAGAUGUUAGUAGCUGUUGUUUUAAUGUUCGCCGUCUGCUACUUUCCCGUACACCUCAUCUCUAUACUGAGGUACACGAUCAACAUUCCCCAGACAGACAUUACUGCAGCUCUAUCCAUGAUAUCACACUGGCUCUGUUACGCAAAUUCCGCUGUGAAUCCUCUAAUAUACAACUUUAUGAGUGGGAAAUACAGGAAGGAGUUUGAGCGGACUUUCGGUUGGUGUGUGGGCCGGAAGCCUCCCCCACUGCAACACUUCCAGCCACGUACUUCCAGCACCUACACCUGCCAGUUUACCGCAGUCACUGGAAGUGCUACCACCCCUCGCUCAGAGAUCAUCCCCCUCAGCGUGUCAUCCAUCCCUGAAUAUGAGUACUAGGUUAUUUCAGAAGCUAUACCUAUCUGUAGUUUCCAGUGUCAGAAAAGCAUUUUAAACAAUCACUAAUCUUAAUAUAUAAAAUAUUGUAACGCACACUGCAUGUUACAUUAAUGGUGUUGAUUAAAUGUUUUGUAUGUACAUAAACUAGGAAGUCGUUCUUAAAAGAUUUAUUUUUCUAAGAAUCUGAUCUGUUCUAAUAUUUAGCUUAUGACCUUAUCUCAUUGGAAGUGUCAUUAUUUAUUCAUAUACAUAUUUUGCUUUUAAAGAUCGUUGGACGAAUUAAUCCUUUUACUUAUUGUUUGACUUCUGAUUCCCUAAGGACAGAAUAAAAUAGUAAUGAUUCCCUAUUUCAAACUUCACACAGAUUGUAACAGAACCCAUUAUACAUUAACAUAGACACAAUUCAUAAACAGAAAGGACGUUGGAACUAAUUUUUUCAAAAUUUUCAGUUCAAUUAAACAUAAAUUUUCGGUGGUUUAUUCAAAGAUUUACCUGUUCUGACUUAAAACGUAUUUUUUAGAAACAGCUAUUUACUUUGUUGACAUUUAUAAGCCAGUUAAAUAUUUUUAAGUUAUGUUUUUUAGACAUGUCCAGUUAUAUACACCGCUAUUUGUUGAUAACAUCGUAAAUGGUAAAAAUGAUUAAUAUAACAAUUUUACUUAGCCACUAUUUUUUACUAUAACUCAAAAUUAAAUCUGUGAUAAAUAAAUUAAUAAUUAAUUAAUCUCAAACGUUGUAUAACAUUAAUGUUUAGAUGUGGUGAUACAUUAAAAUCCCUGUGUUAGUUUCAAUAUUCUUGUACCAACUAAUUAAAAAAUAAGAGUGUUGAAUAUCUCCAACAUUGUAUCACCUUAAACUGCGUAAUAGAUUGUAUUAAAGUUGGUUACUCUAAUUAAGGAAACAAAACCUCUAUGUUUACGAAUUUCAAGUCACCAGCUAGCAAACUUCAUUCUCAUAAAUAACAAUUUCUAUAGGGAUGUUUUCAGUAUUGUAGAAACAUAUCAUACAUAAAAAAUUUUAAAUCCUUCUGUGAUGUAAAACAUAUGUAAAUAGGUUAAAAUUGUUUUCAGGUAAAGGUUUAUUUUAAUUCUGUAAUAUAUACUUACUUGGAUUGAUACAGAUGUAAAAUGAGGGACCAUCCUCUCUCGGCCAGGUUCAUUUUUAAUAUGUUUCACCUUUUAAAUUAUUCUGCCUUCAUUGAGCCGACCAAUCAAAAAUGUAACUAAAUGUCUUUCAAAAAGCUAUAAGUAAUUACUUGUAAGUGGUUGUUACAAUCAUAUACUAGCUUUCGAAACUAUUGUUUUUUUACUGUGUUAUAAUGUUUGGCUUUAUUUCUUUAUAUUGUCAUAAAGUAUCUAUUUACUUGUAUGUAUUAUAGUACUUAGUAUUUGUUUGUGGUUAAAUUAUUACCUUAAAGUCAUUUAAAAUGAAUUAAAAUAAAUAUUUUUAGUAAAU